CGCCGCUCCGAAAGACCACCUUCCACCUCUGCCGUCGAUUCACGCAAGGGUCCAAGCUGUCCAAGCUCUGAAGGCCAGGCUGGAUGUUACAAGACAAACCAUCGCACUCCACGCCUGGCAAGCCUCCGCGUAAUUGUCAAUUCUACCCGCAAUUUCUUACCACAACGCCAGACGCCAUGUCUUCCUCUGAAAGAAUAACGGUCUACAAUUUGGCGGACCUUAAAAACCACUCGGACGACGCACUUCCCAACUACCUUAACUCCCUCAAAUUCGCCCAAUCCCACACCCUUACCGACGUCCGCCUAGCACUCGGGUACUCUGCCUUUCUGGUCGCCGGCGCAUGUUUCCUGUGGGACUACAAGCUCGGCUUUGAAAGCACAAAGUACUACACAGCGGCUGCCGUGGUCCUCUACUCGCUUCUCAAUGGUGCUCUGACGCUAUGGAUCUGGCUCAAGGAGGCAGGCACCGUGUACGAGGGCACAUCUCCUUCGGGCGAGAAGAUCAGCAUCGCAACCUCGACAAAGAAGAACGACCCAACCUACAACAUGAAAAUCACCCUUACCCACAAGAAUGGCGAGAAGAAGACACUUGAACUCUCAAAACCCUUUGCCGAGUGGUUCGACUCACAGGGCCGCUUCGUCGUCAUCCCUUUUCAGGAGGUUCUCGCCACAAACAUCCCCAUCAUCGGCAAGCUUGAUCCCAAGCGCGUCAAGUCUGUGUCACAGGCGUAUUCGGCUGACGUUCUCGACGCGCUGUACGCUGAGAGCGCGGCGACAGGCAGCGAGGCAGAGGCGAUUAAGGGUGCGAGCAAGAGACGCAAGGCAUGAUGCCGACAUGUAGAGGGGGGGGGGGUUCUUGUGCAAUGGGCCGAUACCAAUGCUGUUGUAUACACUAUGGAAUAAUCAGGGCCUUCCCUUGUGCGCGUGCUCAAUCCUUCUGGCCAUUAGUGAAACAAUAUAUCUCCUAGCGAGCCUGUAGAAAAGAAAUGUGAGUGGAAAUGAAGUUAUGAUGCAUGUGCAGAGAACCUUGUAUCAUUUGACACGGGCACAACGUUGCAAUUCCAGACACCACUCUCGGGACUAGUUUAAUCUUUA
Messenger RNA from Colletotrichum destructivum, 1094 nucleotides. Its product is annotated as Putative signal peptidase complex subunit 2. The record is from RefSeq and is a predicted model, not a curated record. NCBI's taxonomy places the organism in Eukaryota, Fungi, Ascomycota, Sordariomycetes, Glomerellales, Glomerellaceae. The transcript is spliced from 3 exons. The coding region runs from base 84 to 827 and encodes 247 amino acids. Gene Ontology annotation, biological process: protein targeting to ER. Gene Ontology annotation, cellular component: membrane; signal peptidase complex.